AAAGAUUAAAAGUAAAAGCUCUAUUUAUAUAGUGGUAGCGUAUUAUUGGCUGACAACAGUCAACACAAACCCCUUUUUUUCAUCAGGGUCUGUUUGGAAUUUUAAGUAAGAAGUUAAAUCAGCAUUAUCCAAAAUAAUGGUCUCUAGUGAAUUUAGUAUCAUUGAAUUCACUGAUUUAGACUAUUUUAUUAUAAUAGUUUAAUAAUAUUAAUAGUCAAUUGUCAAUAGUUAUUAAUUAGUUAUUUAUUAGUUAUUGUCAUUGUCAUUGUUACAUUGUUAUUGACAGUGAAUGUGAAUGAUUGAACAAUGUUGUUGUCGUUGAUGACUCACCCUCAUCACACUCACAGUCACAAUCACAAUCUAGUGAAUCUAGUUUUAAAUAUUUAAUAGUAAAACUAUAAUUUACUUCUAUUAUUUAGGGCCUUAUAUAUUAAUAAUUAAAUAUUAAAUAAAUAAAAAUUAUAAAUAAAUAUAUAAUAGUAAUAGAUUGUGAAUUGAGUAAGACUCGCACUUACUACUUAGUAAUUACUAAAAUUAAAAUAUUAUUUAUUAUAAUUAUAUCAACUCAUAGUCAGGGCAGAGUGAGUAGUGUCUUACUCUUAGCUGCAGCUUUGCCAUUCAAACAGUACUCCUCUUACUUGUACUGAGUCAUACUUUUUAGUCUAAAUAAUAAUUCAUCAUAGCCCAUACUCAUACUCGUAGACAAAUUUGAAAUAUUAAUUUAAAUUAUAAUUAUAGUAAAUGAAAAGGCAUAUCAGUAUCAUAUUAAGUUAUUAAGGGUCACAUUCAUUAUUUUCUAUGACAUUCUUCAUUCUUUAAUCAAACUCAACACUACUGGCUACCUGGUCUACCUUAAAUAGUAAAUAGUCAAUACUAAUACUAAUACUUGUUCAAUAAUCAUUUUUAGUAACAUAUAGUAAUAGUUAUAAUAAUCAAUUAAUAGCCAGAUCAAUACUACCCAAAAUCAAUAAUAUUCAAUAAUAAUGGUGAUGGUGAUUGACAGAAUUUCAGUAAUAGUCUGACUGAAUAGUCUACUCUUACAAAUGAGGAAUACAUACACAGAUUACUGUACAGCAAACAGUGAUCAAAAUAUCUUUAAUUUUUAUACUUACGCUUUGCAAUAAUACACAUUUAUUUAAGCACAUACUUCAUACAAUAUACAGGUUUUCAUUAGCAGCUCAUUAACCUGAUAUUAAUCUAACAAUACAGUGGAACCUCAGAUAGUGAAUGCCUCAUUUAAUGAACAAUUCAGUAGACAUUUUAAGCUUUGUUAAUAAUAUUUUGAAAUUGAUAACCUUCAAAUUCGAAAGAACAAAGAGGCAAUAAAUGUGGCUUUUAUGUUUUUUUCAUGUAAAUGUCUGCAUAAAAAUGUUUGUUAAAUGUAUUUAUAAAAUAGGCCUAAUAAAAAUUAUUAAAAAUUUUAAGACUUAAGAAGUUCCAAAUAUCAUUGUAUAAGUAUAAUCCUGAAAAUGUUUCAGUCUUUGUGAAUAUAAAUUUAAAAAAAAAAUUAUAUUCACAAAUCAACAUAUUAUAAAUAUGUUAAUUUUAAAUAGUGUAAUUUAUCAAUAAACAGUAAUAUAUUUAUAAUGUUUUAAUUAAAUUUUUAUAACAUAUUUAAGAAAAAUGACAACAAAAUUACCUAGACAAGCUUCACUCAGCUCGUCACGCAGUGACCCGAGUCAAAGAAUUAAAGUCCUCAUAGAGUAUGGAUCCAAAGUUGAAGUGGAUAAAACACUAGCUGUGAAAUUAUACUUCAGAUCUGGACGAGAAAUGUUGAGAAUGGCUAACAUGUUUUGUGAUGAAGGACAAUUAGAGAGUGCAUUUAUUUUAUAUUAUAAAUUUAUAACGUAAGUAUAAAAUAGUGAACUGAAAUUAAUUUCUUUAAUUGGAAUUGGGAAAAUAUUUAGUGAGGUACCAGUAGUUAGGGAAAUUGCUUUUGAAAAUUUCUAGGAUUGUGAUCAGAAACUGUUUUAAUGAUUAACCAAUGCUUAUUAUAAUUAAGACAGUUUGUUUUUGGAGAAGCUGCCUUUACAUCAAGACUACAGAAAUGCACCACCAGAGGAGCUUGCCGACUUUAAGAGAGUAAGUGCAUUUAAAUGUAAGAAACCUGAAAUGUUUAUUCAAAAGAAUUUCUAAAAUAUGUUGUAAAAUAUUCUUUAACCCUUGAAUUUCCAUCAUACCAAUAUAUGUAUUGUUCCAGUUCCCAUUUCCAUGCUUGCACAUCACAAAAAGAUAAUGUUGGUUUUGAAUAUAUAUCUUGAUAUUACAUGGAUACUUCGAGCCUUAAAUAUAUUCUGCGCACAUGUGUUUUCUAGACUGUAUAGCUUGUAAACUGUGCCAUACCUUGACUAAAUGCUAGGAAAUGAGCUAAAAAAAAGUAUGGGGAAACCUUCCUCCCCUCCCCCCAAAUGCAACAACAAAACAAGGGACGUGUUGGCAAGAAGCUUUCUUCGGCAAACAAACAACAGUAAAAACAAUAAUAAAUUUUAAAAACACUUAGCUGCAAAGAAGUAUCCUUGAGAACAGCAAGAGGAAUAUGACUAAAUGCUGCGUGGGGCGAACCAUCAAAAGUGUACCCUACUAACACAAACACUCAAACUGUUUAUAUAUUUAUCUAUAAUAUAUAAACCCCUUUUAAACCCCCCUAGAUUUGCCCCUGUGUGUAUGUGUGUUUCAUUUACAAUUAAAAUAGUUAACAUAUUUUAUGAUAAAAACAAAGUCAAUUUUCAUUAGUCUCUGUUCUGUAAGAAUUUACCAUUGUGGUCCCCUAGAGGUUACCAAAUCUAACUAAUCACUUAGUCAUUAUCAUCAUUAAGCAGGCUAAUUUUUUUUUAUUUUAGAAAUAAUUUAGAUGUCUUGUGUUUAAAUUUUUCUAAUUGUAAAACGUUGUCUUGCUUAAAAUAAUUUAUAUGUACAACGUAAUAAAAAGCGUUUCCAUUUAUUUGGAUAAAAAAUGAAUUUUAUCUUAUUCUUAGCUUAUCCAGUACUGAAUUUUCUUAGGCAGUAUUGCCUAGGUUAUUGGCAAUGAAACGAUGCAGUCUUAAACAUCAUCCCAAAAAUGGUCUUUUAGUACUGUUAUUCUACCAUUCAUAUUCAUCAAAGGCUUUUUUUAAAGUCCCAACAAAAUCUAUGUGUAAAAAAUAAUGUUGGCAUUUGAAGGGUAGAGGUCAAAGGUAUUUUAAGAGUAGCUAUGAGAGACAAAAUAUAUUUACUCUUAGAAAUUUAUUUUCAGAAAGUCAAAAAGGUUUUUCCAUUGGCAGAAGAAAUCAAAUCACAGUUGAAGAAAAGAUAUGUUGAAGAAGAAAAAUUGUUUAUAGAGGAACAGGUAGGGAUUUAUAUCUAUGCCUUCCUUGAAUAUGUAUGUGAUUAUGUUAUUGGUACCUUGAGCUGGGCUAUGAUUAUGUUGCUGUUACAUUGGGCUGGGCUAUGAUUAUGUUACUGUUACAAUGGGUUGGGCUAUGAUGAUGUUACUGUUCCAUUGAGUUGGGCUAUGAUUAUGUUACUUUUACAUUGGGUUGGGCUAUGAUUAUGUUACUUUUACAUUGGUUUGGGCUAUGAUGAUGUUACUGUUACAUUGGGUUGGGCUAUGAUUAUGUUAAAGUCUCUUUUAAUGUUUUAAACAUCUUUAAGAAAAUCUUUUUAGGCUUAAAGCCAAAUUUUGUUUUCCAAGAUGCCAAUACACAAAUCAGUUCUGAAUAACCCAACAACUAUUGAUAACAUUUUGACCCCUGAUAAUGUUGACCCCUGAUAAUGUUGACCCUGGUAACGUUGACCCCUGAUAAUGUUGGCCACUGAUAAUGUUGACCCCUGAUAAUGUUGAUUAAAUAUUGCCAAAAAGCUAAUGAGAAAUUAUGUCCAUUUCAUUUUGCUGUUCCAUGGUAAUCUCUUAAAUAAAUUGCACGAAGCAUGAAUUAAAAUUUUUAAUAUUAUUAAAUUGAUCAGAGACAACUAGAAGAACAAAGAGCGAUUGCUGAAGAAGAAAGGAGGAAAGCCAAGGAGCAACAAGAAAGACAAGAUGCAGAGAUGGCCAAAAAAUUACAGGAAGAAGAGGAAGCUGAAGUCAGGAGCGAGCAGGAGGAGAAAUAUUGGCAACUGAGAAAGCAAGAAGAGGAGAAGAUGAAAGAGAGACAGAAAAAUGAAGGUUUUUUAGUUGGAUUUCUUAUCUGAUUUAGUCAAAGUGAAUUUAAUGAGAUUUUAUUUUGGUUUUUGAGUUUUGACCAACUGUCAAUUUAUGUGUGUAGUGGGUGGGGGGCAGCACAAUGUUUUUGUUGUCUCCUUUGCUAGCCACGCCGCUGUUACUGUUUCCCAUCAGGCAAACAUUUAUAUAAUUAACUCAAUCAUGUCCAUUUCUUUGUUCAAUUUUGUAACGUCAUCUUAUUUACUUUAACAAAUUGUUUCCCAUUCAGGUCUUGACAUAGGAGCUGUAGAUGACAAGUACAGUGAGGCGGUGUCUCAAGGAAUUGGUGCAGACACAUCUGCUCCUGGCAGUGAUGGGUCAGGUGGUCAAGUGGUCAGCCAAGAUGGAGAAGCUUCCAGCUUACCCCCACCCCCUUCGUACUCCCAGUUCCUAAGUGACAUCAGCAAAAAUCCUCCACAAAUCCCAGACAGGGAUCUGAAAAAGAAACUCGUGAUCAAUGAAGGCGAAAAUGCAAAGUAGGUUAAUGAAACACCUUGAUAAGUGUCAGGAUAAGAUAAGAUAAGAUGAGAUAAGAUUCUUUUAUUGAUCCAAACAAAUGGAAAUGUUUUAUGAUUAUACAUCUUCAGCACAUAAAUAAAACAAUUUGAACACAAGACAUUUAUAAUAAAUUAUUUCAAACAGCCAUUCGGUGAGUUCUCUUAGCCUAAUCGGGGACUUAUUAGUUCUCAUUAAGAUGUGAGACUUCAGAGGAAGCAUGCCGGUAAAUUCGUACAGAUGGGGGAACAAAAGAAUUUUUAUAUCUUUCCGUCCUCGCCCUGAUGGAAAGAAUUCGUCCCGAACGACCCGAUCCUAAGUAUCUGUGAUGAAGAGGGUGGGAUGUAUCAUCCAAAAUGUGUUUAGUUUUACAAACACAUCUUUCUUCAAAUAGUUCUUCCAGUGAAUGAUGUUUAGUUUGUGUCUGUUCCUCGCUUUCUUGAUUAGUCGGUUUAUGCGGUGUUUAAUAUCCGACGUUGAAUUCCCACACCAGCAGGCAAUACUGGAAUUAAGUAGGCUUCCAAUUGUUGCACUGUAGAAUAAGUUAACGACUUGCUUGUUUACGCCGAAAUUGUUCAGUUUUUUUUAGAUAGAACAGUCUUUGGUUGAAUUUCUUAUACAGCAAUUUGGCCGUGCUUAUGCCAUGUUAGCUUAUUAUUAAUUGUGACACCUAAGUACUUGUACGCCUCCACUUUCUCCACAUUUUGAUUUUUUACGUUGAGAUCUGUAAUCAGGUGUUUCCCCCUCCUGAAAUCAACAACCAUUUCUUUUGUUUUUGAGACAUUCAACUGGAGAAAAUUUUCGUCACACCAAUUGAUAAAGCUUGUUACUAAGUUACGGUAUAGGCCUUCUCCUUCAGAUAUUAAGCCAACAAUGGUGGUAUCAUCAGCAAAUUUUAAGAUUGUAACAGUGUCGCUUGAGCUUUGAAUAUCAUUGUUUUAUAUUGUAUAGAGUACAGUGUAUUCAACCAACAAUCUUGUAUACAGUAUGCCAGGUAAUGAGUGUCAGUAUGCCAGGUAAUUAGUGUCAAUAUGCCAGGUAAUGAGUGUCAGUAUGCAAGGUAAUGAGUGUCAGUAUGCAAGGUCAUGUUGCUUCAAUCAUGACUUUAACAGUUGCUUCAAUCAUGACUUUAACAGUUGCUUCAAUCAUGACUUUAACUGUUGCUUCAAUCAUGACUUUAACAGUUUCUCCAAUCAUGACUUUAACUGUUGCUUCAAUCAUGCCUUUAACUGUUGCUCCAAUCAUGACUUUAACUGUUGCUUCAAUCAUGACUUUAACUGUUGCUUCAAUCAUGAGUUUAACAGUUGCUUCAAUCAUGACUUUAACAGUUGCUCUAAUCAUGACUUUAACGGUUGCUCCAAUCAUGCCUUUAACAGUUGCUCCAAUCAUGACUUUAACAGUUGCUCCAAUCAUGACUUUAACAGUUGCUCCAAUCAUGAUUUUAACUGUUGCUCCAAUCAUGACUUUAACAGUUGCUCCAAUCAUGACUUUAACUAUUGCUCCAAUCAUGACUUUAACUGUUGCUCCAAUCAUGACAUUAACUGUUGCUCCAAUCAUGACUUUAACUGUUGCUCCAAUCAUGACUUUAACUGUUGCUCCAAUCAUGACUUUAGCUGUUGCUCCAAUCAUGACUUUAACAGUUGCUCCAAUCAUGACUUUAACUGUUGCUCCAAUCAUGACUUUAACUGUUGCUCCAAUCAUGACUUUAACUGUUGAUCCAAUCAUGACUUUAACUGUUGUUCCAAUCAUGUCAUUAAAAGAACACUAAUUUCUUGGACUUUUAUUUGAUUCAUUUUAGUAUUUCAACCAACAAACCGAUAGUUCCUGCUGUGGAUCGCAGUAAAAAACCUUCCAUUGAUCAUCACUUGAGUUUAGGGGAGUAUGGAGGUCUGACCGAUGGACAGCUCAGGAAUAUCAUUGUACCCUCUGUGCUAAUGGGCAAAUUUCUAGCUGCUGCAGAGAAGAACACAGCUGUGGAAGCGGAGACCAUGGGAAUAUUAUGUGGGAAAAUGGUAUGUUAAAACAAAAUAAUUAGUCAGAAUAUGAUCAUAAGUCAGUAUGUGUUCAUUUGUCAUUAUAUGUUCAUACUUCAGACAUGGGCGCCCGCAGAAAACUUUCUAGGGGGGAGCAAAAAAGUUUUAAUAAUGUUUUAAUGUAGUUUUAAUUUACUGUAGCGUAUUUGUAUGGUCAACGAACAGACAGGACAUCAGCUUAGUUACUUUUUCUUUAUUUUCUCUUUACUUUAAUAAUUUUUUUGUCUAUUUUGGUCUAAAAUUUUUUUAAUCCAAUCAAUCCAGGGGGGGGGGGGCAAGUGCCCCCCCUUGCCCUCCCCUGCGGGCACCCAUGAAUUCAGAAUAUUUUUUAUACGUCAGAAAUAUGUACGCUUUUUUUGACCAAAAUUAUGGUGCUUGUUGGAUUGUGUUUGCCUUAUUUAUGGUAAUAGACUGUAAUUUUGUGUGGUCAAUGCCGUACAUUUGUUUGCAUUAUUUAAAAAAAAAAAAUUUUUCUAUCUUAAAGAUAUAUUUUAGGAUAAGACUAUUAUACUUUAUGAUAAGAUUAUUAUACUUUAUGAUUCAAUUAUUAUAAUAUAUUAUUACAUUAUAUCGUUUUGAUUGUGAUUUAAGUUGUCAGAAAAUUCACAAUAAUACAUGAUAAAAAUUAAUUUUUAAAACACAAAAUAUUUUCUUAGCAGAUAUUUAUAAUAUGGUCCACACCUGAUCAAGGGGUUGAGAUCCUCUGAAACGCUUAGAAUUAUGGUAACAACUGGUAAAGUUUUAUUGAAAACAAAAAAUGUUGAAAUAUUUGUUUUGAAAUUUGUCCUAGUCUCAGGGCAAGUUCCGAGUGACCAAUUUGUUCAUUCCCCAACAAAAGGGCGGCCAUGACAGCUGUGAUAUGGAAAACGAAGAAGAGCUGAUUUACUAUCAGGAUGAGCACAAUCUGAUCACACUGGGAUGGAUUCAUGUAAACACAUAGCACAUGCAUUUAUAAAAAUAGAAGUUUCAUGAGAUGUGAUUCCUUUAUCAAUAAAAAACAAGGGAAAUUGGUAGCCAUUAAAAUUCCAGCACAUUUAAUAACUAGAAGGUUUUCUGAUUUAACCAAUAAAGUUUUUAAGUAUGAGGUAAAUUUGUGGGUGAGUGGGUGGGGGUGGAGUGGUUUAUAAUUAAGUAGAUAUUUAAAGUAUACUUUUUUCACUAUGACAGACACACCCAACACAGACAGCUUUUUUGUCCAGUGUUGAUCUACACUCUCACUUUCCAUGGCAGAAAAUGAUGCCAGAAGCAAUCGCUAUUGUCUGUUCACCAAAGUUUCAAGAGUAAGACUUUUUUUUAACUAGAACUAUUUAAACAUUGUUUUGGCUUUUAUUUCACUACCUCAACAUUUAUUCCGUUGUAUUUUUUACUGAACACAUUAGUGGAAAACCUUAAACAUACAACGUAAAACCUUGGCAAAUGUCUGCAAUCCAGGCUAACGACAAAAGUCUGCAGUCAAUGAUAAAGAUGCAGUUAUUCUAAAACUAUAAUUUUGAAUUACAUUUUUGAUCCUUUCAUGAUGUUGGCAAACUACUUGGGAUUAAAUGGUAAUGUUGGCAGACUACGUGGGAUUAAAUGGUGAUGUCAUCUCACCCCCCCCCCACCCCCAUCUUGAAACUUCAAAAAAUGGCAAGAAAAUAAGCUGAAAUUCAAGCAUCUAUUGACAUAACAUUAGAGAUUCUUUAUGAUUUGUAUUUAGAACUAAUCUCAUCUUGCUUGAAAAAUCCCGUCAAUAAAUAAUAGAGACGUUAAAUAUUUUCAGAAGUGGUAUUUUCAAGUUAACGGACCAUGGAUUAGAUGUCAUAGGUUCCUGUCAACAGAAAGGCUUCCAUCCACACAGUAAAGACCCACCUUUGUUUGAGGUA
Molecule: messenger RNA, 8567 nt
Organism: Lymnaea stagnalis (great pond snail)
Lineage: Eukaryota; Metazoa; Mollusca; Gastropoda; Lymnaeidae
Source: the annotation of a GenBank genome assembly